Molecule: messenger RNA, 1639 nt
Organism: Corticium candelabrum
Lineage: Eukaryota; Metazoa; Porifera; Homoscleromorpha; Homosclerophorida; Plakinidae
Product: probable D-lactate dehydrogenase, mitochondrial
Exons: 10
Coding region: 34-1503 (489 amino acids)
Biological process (GO): lactate catabolic process
Cellular component (GO): mitochondrion
Molecular function (GO): D-lactate dehydrogenase (cytochrome) activity; FAD binding; D-lactate dehydrogenase (NAD+) activity
Source: RefSeq, a predicted model, not a curated record
CAGUGGACACGGACCAGUAAGCGUCAGCCAGCGAUGUUAGCCACUUGGAGGAUAACAAGAGGCCUGUCGCGCAUUAUCUCUCGUCACCAAUCACUCAAGGCGGCCGUGGACGUUGAAGAGGCGGCUGUCAACAGGUUACGCUCAUUAAUCGGAGAGAAAAAUGUGUCGGUGGCGAUGGCUGUGAGAGAACAGCAUGGAAGGGAUGAAUCAUAUCACGCGUGCAUGCCGCCUGCUGUUGUUGUGUGGCCAACGUCUACGGAGCAGGUGAGCGAUGUGGUUAGAGUGUGUAGCGAACUGGAUGUGCCGAUGGUACCGUUUGGAUCCGGAACGGGACUGGAGGGAGGCGUCAAUGCUUUACAGGGCGGAGUGUGUAUUGAUGUCAGUAAGAUGGACGAAAUUCUCGAAGUCAAUGACGAGGAUCUUGAUGUGACCGUUGAGCCGGGAGUCACUCGUCACGCCCUCAAUAGCUACCUACGAGACACGGGUCUUUGGUUUCCGGUCGAUCCCGGAGCUGACGCGUCUCUAUGUGGCAUGUGUGCAACAAGCGCCUCAGGAACAAAUGCUGUUCGAUAUGGUACGAUGAGGGAGAACGUGUUAAACCUUGAGGUCGUUCUUCCGGAUGGGACGGUGGUUGACACGGCAGGGAAAGGACGGAGGACGCGUAAGACGUCUGCAGGAUACAAUCUGACGAAUCUCUUUGUUGGGUCUGAGGGAACGCUGGGUGUCAUAACGAAAGCAACGUUGAGACUUUUUGGAAUACCUGAAGAGUCAUCAUCAGCAGUGUGUGCAUUUCCAUCAGUACAAGCCGCAGUUGAUACAAGCACACAAGUCAUACAAAGUGGCAUUCCAGUUUCCAGAAUUGAAUUUCUCGACGAAGUUCAAGUCGAUGCUUGCAAUAAGUUCUCUAACCUUUCAUUUGAUUUGGCACCAACACUCUUACUCGAGUUCCACGGCAGCAGAUCUACGGUUGACGAACACACGGAAAGAGUCGCCGAAAUCGCAAACGACAAUGGAGGUUUGGGAUUCCAGUGGAUGUCUGCACCGGAAGACAAGACGAAACUCUGGAAAGCGAGACACGAUGCUUUAUACGCAGAUCUUGCCCUCAGACCGGGAUGCAGGAGUUAUUCGACAGACGUGUGUGUGCCGAUUUCGAAACUGCCGGAGGUUAUAGUUGCCACCAAGGAAGACAUCACCGAGUUCAGAUUGAUAUCUCCUAUUAUUGGCCACGUCGGAGACGGCAAUUUCCACUGUUUCAUCGUCCUCGAUCCAAACGACGACGACGAAGUGAAACGAGCCCGAGAGUUUGGUCUACGUCUCGGCAGACGAGCACUUGCCGUAGGAGGCACAUGCACAGGAGAGCACGGAAUCGGACAGGGAAAACUGGAGUUACUACAAGAGGAAAUAGGUGAUGUGGGCGUGGCAACGAUGAGAAGGAUCAAGCAGACGUUUGACCCGAAAGGUCUAAUGAAUCCUGGUAAGGUGCUUCCAGGGUUUACCAUCUAACAUCUGUGAUAACAUAGUGUGGCACUUUUAAUGAAUUAUUGAUAGAGACAGAGCAAAUGUAUGAGAUAUAUUUUGCACUAGAGAGAAUUGCAUUAAGUCACUUGAUAUGAAUAGAGAGUAUAGAUUGUUUGCAGCA